Folsomia candida is the source of this 1853-nucleotide messenger RNA. RefSeq names its product SEC14-like protein 2. Lineage: Eukaryota; Metazoa; Arthropoda; Collembola; Entomobryomorpha; Isotomidae. Bases 899 to 1798 code for a protein of 299 amino acids. The record is from RefSeq and is a predicted model, not a curated record. The transcript has 7 exons. Gene Ontology annotation, cellular component: cytoplasm.
AUUGCAUCUACAAUUUCGUUACAUACUGUAUGUAGAAGAAUAAGCUGCUCUUCGUAUUUCUGUAGAUGAUAAGUCUGAUACAGUAUCGUAAACGUAUUAAUGUAUAUGUAAGUAUCUAACAAUGCAGGUCUCUCAGCCUAUGCUCACCGAAUUUGACAAAACGAGUGUCAGUUGAUCAGGAAAUUAAUUAACAUGAAAUUUGGAAACGCUACUAUCAACCAAUUAUCGGGUUUGUCGUAGAUAUUUGCAUUCGAAGCGGAGAAAACGUGCAAUAAAACUGGAACGUGUAGAAUUUGUCGACUUUAGGGUAACUUUCCCCUCUUCGGUAAUCUCUCUGCCAAACCUAAGCAUGGGAGAUUAUGGCUUUUGCAAAUUUCAUAUUAAUUAAAUUUGCAAUAGAUUGACACAAUUUGAUAAAAAUCAGGGAGCAUACGCUGGAAGGCCUUCAUUGUUAGUUGUAGUCGUGCAACUAUUUAAUUGAAGGUUUGAUUUUCACAGGCGAUUAAACUCAACUCUUACCUUGCAGGGUAGGCUUAUUGCGUAAUUUCAAUGUCAUUAUCAUUGCAUUUACAUAUGUACAUACACAGAUAUGUACAUAGAUAUGUAUAUAUAUGUACAUAUGCACACUUCCUACUCCCAGGCAUAAUUAUCUAUGUACAUACAAUUCACUUAUUUAUAUUCAUUCCAGCUUACAAUAUUCAUCUCCAACAUAGCAUUAAGAUUAACUUAUAUAAUACAGACCUAACCUAACCUUGUUUUACCACUUUUUUAACGUCGAUACAUCCAUCUGAGAGAGUAUUCGCCAGGUCAACCAGUGCAUUAUUUACCUGGAAGCAACAUUACAAAAUCCAACAUUUGGAACUUUACGUAUUUGUAAAUAUUGUAAACUAUAGCAAAAAUGAAUUUAAAAAGUGUACUGUUUUCAGGUGUUUUAAUUUUAUUGUGUUUAUGCAAUUUAUCUAAUCAAGCAUCAUUAAGCGACAAUUUAACAUUAACAUACAAACAAAAACAAAUUCUGGACGAGUUUAGAACCUUGGUUAGCUCAAGACUACCACAUGAAUACAUGAAGAAAGACAUUUACUUGGUUCGAUGGCUUCGAGCUCGAAAUUUUAACAUCCACGACGCAGAACUAAUGCUAAUUAAUAACUUAGAAUGGAGGAAGGAAAACGGUAUAGACACGAUUUUAGACGAGGAUUGGAGUGACUUUGAAAAAGAUUUUCCGUUCGAUAUUCAAGGCUGCGAUAAGGAAGGGAGACCAGUAAUUACUGUCCCCGUCGGAGAUUGGGAUAUUAGAAAAGCCGUACUCGCAGGAAAACAAAAACGCACCAUGAGAUACUUUGACAAACUGUUCGAAGAAAUUACCACGUAUAUUCGAAUAUCACAGGAGAAAGGAGAAAACGUCAAACAAUAUGAUUUGAUUGUAGAAAUGUCCAACUAUAAUCUCAUUAAUCAGGGCUGCGCUAUGUGCAUUCCGAUCUAUCACCACUUUCUCCAAACGUAUGCUAAUUAUUACCCAGGCACUGGACAUUCUACUACGCUGGUUAAUGUGCCAAAUAUAUUCCUUACCCUGUGGGAAAUCCUUAUUCCCUUUCGCUCAAGUCGCGACGAAUUUCAUAUGUACGGAAAGAAUACGAUUGAGUGGCAAGCCGCCUUGCUCAAGUUUAUCGACAAGGCCCAACUGACCAAAGCGUUUGGUGGAGUUAGGAAUGAACCCUACACUUCCGACGAGUUGAAGGGCGACGGUGGUCACUUUAAAUGUCCAAAAUAUGUCAACAUGAGUUAUUUUUUUUGUAACUGACAAGAAAUAAAAGUGUCAAUAUUUACUUUACUAAAUAAAUAUAUAAGUAUAUUAA